CUGUAGUGGGGGUCUCGCGCGAUGGGUCUUCGCCUCUGUCCCUACCACGCGGCGCUGCUCCCGGGUGGCGUCCUGUUCCUCCUGCUGCUGGCAGACCCGGCGCUCCCGGUUGGACGUCCCCCUCCGGUGGUGUUGGGUCACAGCAGAGGAGCCUCACACUCCAUCCAGAGUCACAGAAUCCUAAUCUCCCUAGCUUCUCAGAAAGUGAAGGUGUUGGCAUUAAUCCUGGGAAACCCCAUGGUGUGCAGUGGAAGAGCUGUUCCUGUGCACGGAGCAGGGACCUGACCUUGGCCAUCAGAGGAUCAGCAUCCAAGGGUGACCAGCCUCUAUGAUGCCCGGUGAUUUGGGCAACCAGCUGGAGGCAAAGCUAGACAAGCCAACGGUUGUGCACUACCUCUGCUCCAAGAGGACAGACAGCUACUUCACACUCUGGCUGAACCUCGAACUGCUGCUGCCUGUCAUCAUUGACUGCUGGAUUGACAAUAUCAGGCUGAUCUAUAACAGAACGUCCCGGGCCACCCAGUUCCCAGAUGGUGUGGAUGUGCGCGUCCCUGGCUUUGGGAAGACUUUCUCACUAGAGUUCCUGGACCCCAGCAAAAGCAGUGUGGGCUCCUAUUUCCAUACCAUGGUAGAGAGCCUUGUAGGCUGGGGCUACACACGGGGGGAGGAUGUCCGGGGGGCCCCCUACGACUGGCGCCGAGCCCCAAAUGAAAACGGGCCCUACUUCCUGGCCCUCCGGGAGAUGAUCGAGGAGAUGCACCAGCUGUACGGGGGCCCUGUGGUGCUGGUUGCCCACAGCAUGGGCAACAUGUACACACUCUACUUUCUGCAGCGACAGCCCCAGGCCUGGAAGAACAAGUAUAUCCGUGCGUUUGUGGCACUGGGUGCGCCCUGGGGGGGCGUGGCCAAGACUUGGCGUGUCCUGGCCUCAGGAGACAACAAUCGGAUCCCGGUCAUCAGGCCCUUGAAGAUCAGGGAGCAGCAGCGGUCUGCCGUCUCCACCAGCUGGCUGCUGCCUUACAACUACACCUGGUCAUCUGAAAAGGUCUUCGUGCACACACCCACAACCAACUACACACUGCGGGACUAUCACCAGUUCUUCCAGGACAUCGGCUUCAAAGAUGGCUGGUUCAUGCGGCAGGACACAGAGGGGCUGGUUGAAGCCACGGUGCCACCUGGUGUGCCCCUGCACUGCCUCUAUGGCACUGGGGUCCCCACGCCAGACUCCUUCUACUACGAGAGCUUCCCGGACCGCGAUCCCAAAAUCUGCUUUGGUGAUGGCGACGGCACUGUGAACUUGCAGAGUGCCCUGCAGUGCCAGGCCUGGCGCAGCCGCCAGGAGCCCCAAGUGUCAUUGCAGGCGCUGCCGGGCAGCGAGCACAUAGAGAUGCUGGCCAAUGCCACCACCCUGGCCUAUCUGAAACGUGUGCUCCUUGGGCCCUGAUUCCUCUGCCAGGCAGGGCUGUGGGAUGGCGUGGCCACAGCUGCUCCUCUUGUCCUCCUGGACUAGCACGGUCUGUGAGUUUAGCAGUUUGUGACUGACUGCCUAAGGUCCUCAAUCUUGGGUUGUGAAAUGUCUGCCAUUGGGAAGUGCUGUUUCUUAUCCUUCCUCUGUGGGAGUGAGGAAGGAAGAAAUAGUCUGGACUCACUUGAGGGAUCCUUGCUGGAAAGAAUGCUGCUGCUGAUGGAAUUGCUGUGACCUCAGGACUGGCUCCGCAGGCGGAUUGGCUGGCACCUGGCCCCAAUCCUGACUCAGGGCCAUCUGUUCCACAUACCCCUGUGGCCUUUUCACACUCACCCACCAGGCCCUGGUCCCUCAGCCUUCCUGUGAGGGAUAUUACUGAGCUGUGGUCCCUGUCCCUAAAGACCCCAGGGAUGGGCUUCUGGUCCCUACGGUGAUCUUCCCACAAACUGGCCACAGGUAGGCUUGCUACUGGCUGCGAGUGGCUGGAGUUGCUGGCUUCCCUAUGGCCUGGUUGCUCAACAGCCUGACUGUGGCUUUCUGGAGGCAGCUUGGUUCCUCCUGCAGGCAGGGGCAGUUGUGUUCUCCGUGGUUCCCAGGUCCUGGGGCAUUCACUCCUACCUCCCUCACCUCCAAAAACAGCCUAGCUCAGGAUUGGGCAGCAGGUGGCCCUCCAUUUCUUGGGGACUCUGUCCCAGGAGCCUUGAUCUCCUUGGUUGGGCUGUUACCCACAGUAUUGAUGCUGGUUCCCUUUGCCAUGGGACUGUAGUUCAAGGAUGAGAGCAGGCCUAGUCCCAUGGCCUUUUAGGUACUCAUGAAGAAAACUCAAGGAAGCAGUGAAGGCCACUCUGAGCUAUCCUGAGCUGCUCUCUUGUUAACCCCGCCACCACAUUACCACCCUGCCCUAGGGGUUUUCUACCACCCAGGUGGGCUGGCACAGGGCUGAGAGGAGGUAGGGCUCUUGCCCAUCUUGCCCAGCACCUACUGCCACCAGGCAGCUCAGUGGUGUUUAGUCCACAGAGACUAGCCCAGAAACUUGAGUGAGCCCCUGAGAGAGCCAGAUGGCUUGGGGCUCCCCUGGUAGUUUUCUGUCUGGAUCUGCCUUGGUGGCAGUCAUUUCCAAGUGGGCAAUGGCUAUAGGCCAAGACUUGAGUCUAGCCUGUAGGAUGGGACCCCAGAGCCAUAGUCAGGCUGGACUGUGCUGCUCUCCCACCAGGUUUCUGUGGAGCUGGAUUUUCUCUGUUGGGAACAUACCCAGCAUCUCUCUCUCCUUUUAUUCCUGGAUAGUGGGCUCCUCAUGGAGCUCUAAGCAGGCUGUACCUUGAUUCUGGCAAUAAAAAUAUUCUGAUG
Ailuropoda melanoleuca (giant panda) is the source of this 2812-nucleotide messenger RNA. RefSeq names its product phospholipase A2 group XV (gene PLA2G15). Bases 329 to 1444 code for a protein of 371 amino acids. The record is from RefSeq and is a predicted model, not a curated record. The transcript is spliced from 7 exons. Gene Ontology annotation, biological process: lipid metabolic process. NCBI's taxonomy places the organism in Eukaryota, Metazoa, Chordata, Mammalia, Carnivora, Ursidae.